This is a messenger RNA of Vicugna pacos (alpaca), 978 nucleotides long. Lineage: Eukaryota; Metazoa; Chordata; Mammalia; Artiodactyla; Camelidae. The record is from RefSeq and is a predicted model, not a curated record.
AUGAGCCACUGGCCUGCGUUGAACUGGACCACCCCCCAGCAGUUCGUAAUCCUGGGUUUCUCCGGGUGGCCCCAGGGGCUACGGGUGCUGCUCUUUGCCCUCCUCCUGCCGCUCUAUCUGGCCACGCUGGCAGGAAACCUGCUCAUCCUGGGCCUGGCCGUCCUGGACGCCGCCCUGCACACUCCGAUGUACUUCUUUCUGGGGGCUCUGUCUGCCGUGGAGGUGGCCUACACACUGGUGCUGACUCCGCGCAUGCUGUCUGGCUUCCUCCUGCCUCCCGGGGGCCAGGCGGUGGUCCCUUCCACCUGUGCGGCCCAGAUGGGCCUCUUUGUGGCCCUGGGAGGCUCAGAGUGCCUGCUCCUGGCCGCCAUGGCCCUGGACCGCUACUGGGCCAUCUGCCGCCCCCUCUACUACCCUCAGCUCAUGACCUCGGGGCUCUGCUGGGGCCUUCUGGCCUCCUGCUGUGGAGGGGGCUCUCUCCUGGCCCUCGGCCUCACCGCAGCCGUAUUCCAGCUGCCCUUCUGCCACGGGGGCUUGGUCAACCACGUCUUCUGUGACCUCCCGGCCGUGUUGGUGCUGGCCUGUGGGAACCGGGACCUGCAGGAGCGGGUACCGCUGGCAGCCUGCCUGCUGCUGCUGGUGCUGCCCCUGGCCCUGAUCCUGCCGUCCUACACCCGGGUGCUGGUGGUCAUCCUCGGGGUUGGGGGUGCUGCCGGCCGCCGCAAGGCCUUCAACACUGUGGCGUCGCACCUCACCGUGGCUGUGCUCCACUAUGGCUGCGCCACGGCCAUGUACGCCAGGCCCCUGAGCAGCCGCUCCCUGGAGGAGGACAAGCUGGUCUCGCUCGUCUACAUCAACCUCACGCCCCUGCUCUACCCGGCCAUCUACACGCUGCGGAACCGGGACGUGCAGGGCGCGCUGCAGCGGGUGGUCAGCCCCCGGACGCCGGGCACUGUCCGCCAGGCUGAUGGCACCUAA